UUACAUACAAACAUAUACAUAUACAUAUGCAUACAUAUAUAAUCCCCAAAUAUUGAGCCGCAAAACGAACACCAACAAAAUAGCGGCAAAGAAGACGAACAGACGGCAGCAGCAGCAGCAGCAAAAAUCGGGAGCCUGGUGGUUAGCAGCGAGGCACGUCCAACGUACAACGAGUAAAAUGAAUAUGCUACAUAGUUUCAGCAGCGGUGGCACCUCCAACGCCAACAGCGAUGCCAACAACGAGUGCGAGCUGAAAGAGCGUCUGAUUGCUAGCGUUAAGAAGGAGGUGAAGCAACUGAUGGAGGAAGCUGUCACCAAGAAGUAUAUCCACGAGGAGAGCAGCUCGGUGACCUCGCUCUGCGGCGCCGUCGAAGCCUGUCUCAGUCACGGCCUGCGCCGUCGUGCAUUGGGCUUGUUCAAGACGUCCUCGACGACAGCGCUCAUACAGAAGAUAGCCAAGAUUUGUCCAGAGGCAGACUAUGUCAGCCGUCGCCUAUUGGAGCUGGAGCUGGCCCAGGAGAGUCAUGUGGUUACCGGCAAGCGCUCGUCCUCCAGCAGCGACAGCAUCAUCAAGCCCAAGCUACUCAGCAAGGGCAGCAACAGCAGCAGCAACUCCGUGACGACUAUCAAUACGGUCGUCCCGCUGUCGGGCGCCAAUGGUGCUGCCACAGCGCUGGGCAAGUAUCUGUGGAUACGUCUGGCUCUCUACGAGAAGCGGCUGGCCAAGAUUAUUGAGCAUCUGGUGAGCAAUGCGCAAAGCUACUACGAUCGCGAAGCCCUCGUCGCCGAUCCCGAUUAUGGUUCCAUACUCAGCUCCCUGCUGGUCGGCCCCUGUGCCCUGGAGUUCACGCGUGCUAAGACUGCCGACCACUACUGGUCUGAUCCCUGCGCAGAUGAGCUGGUGCAGCGUCAUCGCAUCAGUUCAGGCAAUCGCACGCCACCCACCUGUCAUCGGCCCAUCAUCAAUUUCAAGCGGAGCCUGCACACCAGCUCGGAGGAUACGAGCAGCGGCAGCUUCAAGGCCUGCUCGCCGGCAAGCGUGGCCAAGGAUUAUGUGGAGUCGUUGCACCAAAAUUCGCGUACAACCCUGCUCUAUGGCAAAAACAAUGUGCUGGUCUUACCCAAGGAUGUCGCCGAACCGAUGCCGGGCUAUCUCAGUUUGCACCAGAGCAUCCAAUCCCUAACGAUUAAAUGGACGCCCAAUCAAUUGAUGAACGGCUACAACGAUGGCGAUGGCAGCGACAAGAGCUUCUACUGGGGCUAUGCGCUCAACAUCAAUGUGGAUGAGAUUGUCUAUGUGCAUUGCCACCAGAAUCGUGGCGGCGACACUGGCGGCACCAUCAUAUUGGUUGGCCAGGAUGGCGUACAGCGUCCGCCCAUACAUUUCCCAGAAGGCGGACAUCUGCAGGCGUUCCUCAGCUGUCUGGAGACGGGUCUGCUGCCACAUGGCCAACUGGAUCCGCCACUCUGGUCGCAGCGCGGCGUUGGCAAGCUCUUCCCCUGGCCCAAGAGCGUGCGACGGCAUAUUCUGCCCUCGGUAAUGGAGUCAUCCAGCGAUGAGACGCCCAUCGAUUAUGUGUUUCGCGUGGUCAGCAAGAGUCAGCACGAGGAGUUCCUGGCAACACAUCCCAUACUGGAGCUGGGUCGUUCCAGUCCACGACGCAGGCAUCUUGGCAGCUGCUCAACCACAGGCAGCAGCGAUUGCUCCAGCAAGAGCUUGUCCAUUGACCAGAGCAGCAAUCCGGAUCCACCAUUGAUUCAGGCCAGCCAAACGGCCAGCAUCGAGCUCGUCUGCUCCACGAUGCGUCGCCAGAUCAUCUCGCGCGCCUUCUACGGCUGGCUGGCCUACUGUCGCCAUCUAUCCACGGUGCGCACGCAUCUUUCUGGCCUGGUCAAUGGUCGCAUCACACCAGAUUUGGCGGCGGAUGAGGAGGGUCUAACUAGACAGAAAUGGCAGGCGAUGCAUGUGGAUGGUGUCGUUGCUGGUGAACUGGAGCUGUAUCGUCUGGUCUACUUUGGCGGAGUGGAGCACGAGCUGCGCAAGGAGGUGUGGCCCUAUUUGCUUGGACACUAUGCGUUCGGCUCGACGCCGGCAGAGCGGGAGAGGCAGGACGAGACCUGCAAACACUACUAUGAGACCACAAUGAGCGAAUGGCUCGCCGUGGAGGCAAUUGUACGCCAGCGGGAGAAAGAGAAGACGGCACUGGCGGUGGCCAAAUUGAGUGCGGAGCAGGCACGACUGGCGGCCAAUGCAAAUGAUAAUGCUUCGGAUAAGCGUUUACCCAAUGGCAAUAGCCAGCGACUGGUGCUGCAGAUGGAGUUGACCGGCGUGCUGGUCGAGGGCGAGAACGAUGUAUUUGAUGACGAUAACGAUUUCUCGGAUAUAUCUGAUCCGGGUGAUGAGUACGAUGAUCAGAGCCCAGAUGGAGAGCAGGAGCAGCAGGAGCAAGAGCAGUUACAGCAAGUCGUUAUGGAAGUGGAAGCGGAAGUGCAACUGGAAGUGGAAGUGGAGGAGGAAGAGGACGUGGGAGUGGAAGAGGAAGGGGAAGAGGAAGAGGCGACAACUGAAAUGAAACAGCUCAGUGAACAGGUGGUGCUAGAGUUCCAGAAUAUUGAUGACAUGGAGCCGCUGCGUUUGCAGGAGAACUGUUUUGGGGACUCGGAAACUGAGGGUGAUCUUGGCUUGACCCUAGACUGCAGUGGCAAUAUCCUGAUGCUAAGUAUUAAGAGCUCACCGUCCACCAGCAGCUACGAGACAGUGGGCAAUGAGUUCGCCGAUCUUGCCGAUGCCAAGGCUUUAGACGAGGAGGAAGUGGACCCAGCCGCAGAGCCAGAAUCGAAUGCAGAAACAGAUGCAGAGCGCUACGGUCAGCUAAGUAAAUUUCACAGCGCCGACGAUCUGCGUCACGACGAGGAACAUCCAGCAACGGCGGUAAUUAUCACGGAAGCUGCCUCGCUGGAUGAUCUCGACGUGCAGUGCAAUGACGACGAGCCCACCGAAGAGUUUACAUCACGGAAAACGAGCCUGAUGUCGCCUCUUAACGAAGACAUCACAGUCGUCGCCUCUUUGGAUGCCCUCCAGGAGCCCAAGUCCGCCUGCGUCUCACCAGCCAGCUCCAAUGGUGGCGUCUACAGCGUGGAGCUGCUGGAGCAGUUUGGCCUGAAUCUGCAUCGGAUCGAGAAGGAUGUGCAGCGCUGCGAUCGCAACUAUUGGUACUUUGCCAACGAGAAUCUGGACAAGCUGCGCAAUGUGAUAUCCACGUAUGUGUGGGAGCAUCUGGACGUUGGCUACAUGCAGGGCAUGUGCGAUCUGGUCGCUCCGCUGCUGGUCAUCUUCGAUGAUGAGUCGCUCAGCUACAGCUGCUUCUGCAAGCUCAUGGAGCGCAUGAUCGAGAACUUUCCCAGUGGUGGUGCCAUGGACAUGCAUUUUGCCAAUAUGCGCUCACUCAUUCAAAUACUCGACUCGGAGAUGUACGAUUUGAUGGACUCGAAUGGCGAUUAUACGCACUUCUAUUUCUGUUACCGCUGGUUCCUCUUGGACUUUAAGCGCGAGCUCAUCUAUGACGAUGUCUUUGCCACCUGGGAGGUCAUCUGGGCGGCCAAGCACAUUGCCUCCGGUCAUUUUGUGCUCUUCCUGGCGCUGGCUCUGCUCGAAACCUAUCGCGACAUCAUUCUGUCCAACAGUAUGGACUUUACGGAUGUCAUCAAAUUCUUCAAUGAAAUGGCCGAACGACAUAAUGCCCAAUCGAUUUUGCAGCUAUCACGCAGUCUCGUCCUGCAAUUGCAGACAAUAAUUGAGAAUAAAUAGGUUGCUAGGGAAACACAAAGUUGACGCGAUUCGAUACUAGAUCUGGCUUUAGCUUCUUAGCUUAUCUGGUUGCAUACGUGCGUGUGUGUGUGUUGGUGCGUGUGUCUGUGUGUGUGUGAGAGUAUGAAUGUGUAGUAGAGUGUAGAGUGUAGAAUGUGUAUUAGAAAGUAGAGUGUGAUUCACAGCAGUUAUAAACUAGCACAUUGUAGGCUCAACAAAUCGGUUAGCGCUCGGUUCUCAAUCACAUGCAAUAAAAUAGCAUUCGUACUUCCUAAUCAGUAUUGGCGUUGUAGUAGAGAGCACCUAAGAAUUGCAUACUAGUUAUACGAGAGUGCCACUUGGUGCUGCAUGAAUCGAACAUACACAAAUACAUAAUAAGAGAUAUAAUUGCUGUUUCAAACACGGUUUAGAAUGUUUUAUAUACAAAUGGUUACUCCAUUGGGGAGUAUGAAAUGCACAGUUCGCACACCGAUCGCUCUUGGGGCAGUUGUUAGUUAGUUAUCAGUUAUCAGUUAUCUGUAAUCAGUUAUCGAUCCAAUUUAGAUAACCGGCUGAGUAUCGUUUUAGAAGCGCAUCAACUCAGCACGUUGUUGAACAAUGAAUGAAUACCAAAUUACAAUUACAAUGAACAACAUUUUAUUAAGUCAAAGACAAAUGCAUAACGAAACUAAGCCAUCAAAAAAAUGUAGUGACCUGAAAACAAAAACACAAAAACACGCAGUAAA
This is a messenger RNA of Drosophila grimshawi, 4533 nucleotides long. Its product is annotated as small G protein signaling modulator 2. Lineage: Eukaryota; Metazoa; Arthropoda; Insecta; Diptera; Drosophilidae. Gene Ontology annotation, biological process: activation of GTPase activity. The transcript is spliced from 7 exons. Gene Ontology annotation, molecular function: GTPase activator activity. The record is from RefSeq and is a predicted model, not a curated record. Bases 179 to 3808 code for a protein of 1209 amino acids.